AUGUCUACGACAACGGAAGGAAAUAAUUUAUACGCUUUGGAGGACCAAAAACAGAAACAAGAAGGUUCUCAGCAACACGAAACUGCGGUUCAGAUAGAAAAUUUUUCUACUGCGCCACCCUCGACAAGCUUAACGCAAGGGACUACUUAUGCACUCGUUCCUACUUCCUUUACAGGAACCACGUCUCAACCAGUGCCCUCCUUAACUGCCAAAAAGCGUGCAAGAAAUGUGACGAUGGAAGGCCCUGCCAACGAUGUAUUAAAGAGAAAGAAAGGUGUGAAAAGAGGUCCUUAUAAGCGUCGUACACAGCAAAAAGCGCAAGAUGUCAAAAAUUCGAUCAUUUCAACAAGUACUCCUGAUAUCCCUGCCCCCGCACUUGUACCCGUCUCUAAUACUGAAGGAAAAGUCGACGGUCAAGCUGCCAUUCCUAUACCCAAAAAUUUACCGAUAAACCUUUCACAAAUUACUGGAACCCAAGUACCUAUCACAUUGACAACAUCCGAUGGUGUUGGGCAAUUUGUAAUCAUUCCUCAAAGUUCAGGAGGCGUACCAUAUUACAUUCUUAUGCCAGUACAAAGACAAAAUCAAACUUCUACUCCUGCUACUAGUAUUUGUGCUAGUACGGAUUCUUCAACUGGGUCGUCGGUUCAAGACUUGCCAAUUAAGAUCGAACUUAGGUUUCAACCAGAAAAAUCCGAAAAGUUACUUUCGGAAGAAGAGUCGCAAAAGUCCAAAUUGACUGCGACGAGUGUAACCAAGGAUGCAAAUUCGGAAAUUAUUCCGAAUAAAGAAAGAGAAGAUAAAGAUAAAUCGAAUUUAUCGGUUCUUUCUCUUGUAUGUAGUGAUUUAUUGGAUAAAGAUACUGUUUCUAAUGAACUAGCAAAUAAGGAAAUGCCCGAAAAUUUUCAAGAUGGGAAAUCAACUAAACAGAAUAUUAAUACAUCUGUUAGUUGGAAUUUAGUAAACAAUAAUAAGCAAGAAGUCGUUUCUCCAAGGUCCAACGAUAUGAAGAUACCUGAUUCGGUUAAAAAUCAAGUUAGAGAAGAAAAUUUGGACGACAAGUCGUCAAAGGCAUCGGGAAAAGCAGCAUGUUGCGGGGAAUCUCAAGCUAUGGAUGCUCCCCGAGUUAAUAAUCCUCCAUCAUUUGAGACACCUUCCGUUGGAAGCCCUUUGCUAUUUUCAAUCCCUGCUAAUACUUAUCCUGUUGCUCCGGCUGAAUAUAUGUCAAUAAAGAGAGAAUCUUCAAUUGAUAAUAUUCGUAAUGUGAAACGAGCGAAAUACCAACAUGAAGGUUUCACAUUACCUCAACAUGGUGCUUCAUUUUCUCAAAAUCAAAUACCAAUGCAACAACCAUAUUAUGGAAUACCACCAUUUAUUACACUACCACAUUCUGUCACAAAUCCAUCUAAUACUUAUAUGGCACAGAAUCCAUCAUCACCCUUUUAUCAAUGGAGAUAUAACGGUCAGCAAUUGCCGCAGCAACUUACACCAACUUCUUUAUCGUUCGCUUUUAAUCCUGGGAUGACUAACGUCAACGCGCCCCAGUCGCAUCAUCAAGGUUAUGCAAAUAUUUCUGCUCCACCAAGCUCGGAUGUACCUUCUCAAAUUCAAAAAAACUAUUCAAACUAUUAA
This is a messenger RNA of Funneliformis caledonium, 1632 nucleotides long. The record is from the annotation of a GenBank genome assembly. NCBI's taxonomy places the organism in Eukaryota, Fungi, Glomeromycota, Glomeromycetes, Glomerales, Glomeraceae.